Messenger RNA from Lontra canadensis (Northern American river otter), 1355 nucleotides. It is a transcript of the gene CDK3, whose product is annotated as cyclin dependent kinase 3. Gene Ontology annotation, cellular component: nucleus; cyclin-dependent protein kinase holoenzyme complex; cytoplasm. The coding region runs from base 125 to 1141 and encodes 338 amino acids. Gene Ontology annotation, molecular function: cyclin binding; cyclin-dependent protein serine/threonine kinase activity; ATP binding. The transcript is spliced from 8 exons. NCBI's taxonomy places the organism in Eukaryota, Metazoa, Chordata, Mammalia, Carnivora, Mustelidae. Gene Ontology annotation, biological process: signal transduction; G1/S transition of mitotic cell cycle; regulation of G2/M transition of mitotic cell cycle. The record is from RefSeq and is a predicted model, not a curated record.
GCCAGGAGCCUGUGGGAGGCUGAGCUGUGGGGUGCUGGGGGCUGAGGCUCAAGGGGGCAUAUGGAGGAUUCUGGAAGGUACUCAUGAAUAAAGGCCCCAGUGGGGGAGACCUUGCAUUGUGUGCAUGUGGUGCAGCGCCGGCGGGGGCCAGGAGGGGGAGCCGUGGAGCAGGCAGCCUGCCCGCAGUGAGGCCCCUGGAGCACAGGGUUUCUGCUCUGCGGCUAUGGAUGUGUUCCAGAAAGUAGAGAAGAUCGGAGAGGGCACCUAUGGGGUGGUGUAUAAGGCCAAGAAUAAGGAGACCGGGCAGCUUGUGGCCCUCAAGAAGAUCAGGCUGGAUCUGGAAACGGAGGGAGUCCCAAGCACGGCCAUCAGGGAGAUCUCCCUGCUCAAAGAGCUCAAGCACCCCAACAUCGUCAGGCUGCUGGACGUGGUGCACAGUGAGAAGAAGCUUUACCUGGUGUUUGAGUUCCUCAGCCAGGACCUGAAGAAGUACAUGGACUCCGCCCCAGCCUCCGAGCUGCCGCUGCGCUCGGUCAAGAGCUACCUCUUCCAGCUGCUGCAGGGCGUGAAUUUCUGCCACUCGCAUCGGGUCAUCCACCGAGACCUGAAGCCCCAGAAUCUGCUCAUCAAUGAGUUGGGUGCCAUCAAGCUGGCCGACUUCGGACUGGCUCGAGCCUUUGGGGUGCCCCUACGCACCUACACCCACGAGGUGGUGACCCUCUGGUAUCGUGCCCCCGAGAUCCUCUUGGGCAGCAAGUUCUACUCCACAGCCGUGGAUGUCUGGAGUAUCGGCUGCAUCUUUGCUGAGAUGGUGACCCGCAGAGCCCUGUUUCCUGGUGACUCUGAGAUUGACCAGCUCUUCCGAAUCUUUCGGACCCUGGGGACACCCAGUGAAGCCGUGUGGCCAGGGGUCACCCAGCUGCCCGACUAUAAGGGCAGCUUCCCCAAGUGGACCAGGAAGGGGCUGGAGGAGAUCGUGCCCAGUCUGGAACCAGAGGGCAAGGACCUGCUCAUGCAACUCUUGCAGUACGACCCCAGCCGGCGGAUCUCAGCCAAGGCCGCCCUUGUGCAUCCAUACUUCUCGUCCACGGGGACCCCCCCGGCACCCCACCAGUGCGUGCUGGAGCGGUUCUGCCGCUGAGAAGGCCCGAGCCUCCCAGCCUCUCUCCAGCCGCUGCCCCUGCUGCCUCCCCACCCACUGCCCCUGAAAGAGAACAGCAAAGCUCUGAGUUUGGCCUAGGCCGCCAGAGGGCUGAGUUUGAGUUAGUUCUGCCCACAGGUUAGCAAGUUCCCGUGUUGUUGGUUGGUUUGACGUUGCCGUUUCCAGAUGGGGGCACGGAAGCUCCGUGUACCGG